CUCCUCCUCACAUUCCAGGCCUGCUGAGACUUCCCUCAAAAUUCUCCAAAAUGGAGCCUCUCACAACUUAUUCUUUAAAAUGUUCAGUGCCCAAAGCAAGGGUGCUUGUUGUUUUCCUGUCGAUGGUUUUGUGUACAGUGAUGCUCUGCCUGUUGCAGCUCAAAUUCUUAAAACCUAAAAUCAAAGAUUUUUAUUCUUUUGAAGUGAAGGAUUCCAGAGGGAGGACCGUUUCUCUGGAGAAGUACAGAGGCAAAGCGUCUUUGGUUGUAAACGUGGCCAGUUACUGCCAGCACACAGACAAAAAUUACAUCACGCUGCAGGAAUUACACAGAGAGUUUGGUCCAUCCCACUUCACUGUGCUGGCCUUUCCGUGCAAUCAGUUUGGAGAAUCGGAGCCUAGCUCAAGCCAGGAAAUAGAAUCUUUUGCCAAGGGAAACUAUGGAGCAACUUUCCCUAUUUUCCACAAAAUUAAGAUUCUAGGAUCUGAAACAGAACCUGCAUUUAAAUUUCUGAUAGAUUCUUCAAAGAAAGAGCCUAGGUGGAAUUUCUGGAAGUAUCUUGUCAGCCCAGAAGGUAAAGUUGUGAAAUUUUGGAGACCUGAAGAGCCCAUAGAAAACAUCAAGCCAGAAGUAGCAUCCCUGAUCAGGCAGAUCAUCUUGAAAAAGAAAGAAGAUCUCUGAAAAGACCAUUCAGUCUGUGAAUCCAUUUUACCGCAUGUAUAGACAAUCUUAAUACAUUCCUGUUAAAUGAUGCUAGAAGCAAGACCAUCAAGUGUUUAAAUUUCUCUUUGGUUUUAAUGGCAGUACUGAGAAUAAUUACAAAUUAUUUAAGCGCUAAUAUAGGGCCCAAUCCUGCGACAUGCUGAGCACCAAUAAAGUCAAUGAGUAUUGCAAGGCACUCAGCACUUUGCAGGAUCAGACCCUUAGUUUGGCAUAAAAUUGCUAAUGUUCCCUGUAAGUUCACACUGCUGCCAAUGGUUAACAAUGUCACCAACAUGAAAAUGCUUAAAAAAGAAGACAGAGGAUUUGUAUGAAUAUGAAGUUGACUAAUUUAUCAAGCCCAGAGCUUUGUUUCCCAGCUACUUGUAACAGUGUUAGGGAUUUUUUUAUAUUUGAUUGCUAAUCAUGAAACUUCU
This is a messenger RNA of Dermochelys coriacea (leatherback sea turtle), 1135 nucleotides long. It is a transcript of the gene GPX8, whose product is annotated as glutathione peroxidase 8 (putative). The record is from RefSeq and is a predicted model, not a curated record. The coding region runs from base 51 to 680 and encodes 209 amino acids. Gene Ontology annotation, biological process: response to oxidative stress. Gene Ontology annotation, molecular function: glutathione peroxidase activity. The transcript is spliced from 3 exons. Lineage: Eukaryota; Metazoa; Chordata; Testudines; Dermochelyidae.